Molecule: messenger RNA, 3926 nt
Organism: Solea senegalensis (Senegalese sole)
Lineage: Eukaryota; Metazoa; Chordata; Actinopteri; Pleuronectiformes; Soleidae
Gene: sox18
Product: SRY-box transcription factor 18
Exons: 2
Coding region: 441-2234 (597 amino acids)
Biological process (GO): vasculogenesis; lymphangiogenesis; angiogenesis
Molecular function (GO): DNA-binding transcription factor activity, RNA polymerase II-specific; RNA polymerase II cis-regulatory region sequence-specific DNA binding
Source: RefSeq, a predicted model, not a curated record
CACAAAUUUCAAAAGUUUCAGACAGAGCAGACAGACAGAGAGACAGUGAGUCGGACAGCCUGAGUGACGGACGGGAAUUGAGCUUUGGACAAACCGCUGCACCGCACACUCCAAACAGAACUGUUGUCUUUUGAGAAAAAAAGAAAAAAAACUAAGAGAAAGAGGCAGAGUCACUGCGGAUCAUUUUCAGGGGGAAUAUCCUGCACCACAACUUGUUUGUUUUCUCUUUCUUUCUCUCAUUCUCCCUCCUCUCAGAUCUCGAUGCUUUGCUUUGGAAUUUCUGCUCCAUAUCCAUCAAAUUCCACUUUUGCUGUGUGUCUUUGUCAUCUGAAAAACUUUGAGGCACAAAUUCUUUCCAGAACUUUGCAACCCAACAAACCGAGACAGACGUUUGCAGAAUUACACUUGGACUAAAAGUUGAACCAAUUCCCACUUCUGGGAUGAAUUUAACUGAGGCCAGGUUGUUUAGAGAGACUCUUCUGCACCCAGCCCAGGUGUCUCUCAGGGGCCCCUGGACAUCCAGAACCCCAAGUCCAACUUCUGAUCCUGAGAUGGGUUUUGAACAGAACCUCUCUGGGGACUGCAGUUCUCCUGAUGGCCUUGGACACGGGAGCAUGAGGAGAACGGAACCAAGGAUUUCUAUCACGCCCAGUUCAGGUGGACAGAGCCCAGACCUGAACCAAGCAGGAGGUGUGUCGGUUGGCUCGGCAGAUGGGAAGGCCGUGGGGGGUGAGCAGAGGAUUCGCAGACCCAUGAAUGCUUUUAUGGUGUGGGCCAAAGAUGAGAGGAAGAGACUGGCCCUGCAAAACCCUGACCUGCACAAUGCUGUGCUCAGCAAGAUGCUCGGUCAGUCAUGGAAGGCCCUGAGUGCCCCAGACAAGCGACCAUUUGUGGAGGAAGCGGAGCGACUCCGAGUGCAGCACCUCCAGGAUCACCCAAACUACAAGUACAGACCUCGCCGAAAAAAGACCACCAAAAAACUCAAGCGGGUUGAACCGGGGAUUCUGCUUCACAGCCUAGCCCAGGGUGGUGCAGCAGGCCUUGGAUUGGGACCAGGCAUCAACCCCUUGGGUGUGGACGGUGGAGGUUCUGCAUAUGGACAUCCGGGCACUCACCCUCAACAUCACCACCACCACCCUAACCACCUGCUGCCCUCUCUGGGGCACUUCAGAGACCUCCAGGCUCUGGGACACCCAGAGUUGGAAAGCUAUGGUCUGCCCACCCCAGAGAUGUCCCCACUGGAUGUUCUGGAAGAUGGAACUGGGGAAUCAGUGUUUUUCCCCCAACAUAUACAAGAGGAAGGAGGGAUGGGAGGUUGGAGUGGGUACCACCACCAUCACCACCACCACCACCUUCACCCUCAUAACCAACACUACAGCCCUCACUACAACAACCACAAUCACCACAACUCCAUACACAGUGCAGCAACACACAGUCAGGGUCCAGGAAUGAGUGCCGGUGCCAGUUUAAGCACAAAUAUGAAUUUCACUUUGAGUCCAGGUAGAAACUCCAGAAUUGACUCGAGGAUGAACUCCGCCGAGUCAAACAUGACCUCGAGCAUGAGCUCUGUCACUUCGGCUUUGGGAAAUUCGGUCAACUCCAGGUUGAAUCCCACUCAUGCCUCCGGUCACCAUAUUGCCUUAAGAAGUGAUGUUAAGUGCCAACCAACUCUUACCACCUCCCCCUCCUCUGCUUCCUUCACCCAGGCCUCUAUCAACCUCUCUGAGUCAAUAAAAUGCCAUCAAGCGCCCCUAAGCACGGCGCAUGGUGGCUACUUCAGUCAGAUGUAUGUGAAUGGCAACCCAAAUGCUUCCCAUUUCGCCCCAUCUCCCCUCGGUCAGCUUUCCCCUCCUCCUGAAUCCUCUCCCUCUUCCUGCUCUUCUUCUGUCCCCUCAUCAACCUUUCUUACCCCUGUUCACUUAGACCCUUCAAACUCUGAGUCUGCUAGCCAUUUGGGGUCUUCCUCUGCUGAGCUUUGGUCUGGGGUAGACAGACAUGAAUUCGACCAGUAUGUGAAUAUCGGUAGGAAUCGGGAGGAGGCCUUUGGACUUGGUGUUGGGUCAAAGAUGCUGGGUGGUUGUAGCAUGAGUAGCAGUAUCGGCAGUGCCAUGAACAGGGAUGUCAGUAGCAUUCUGAGUGGUGCAAGUGGGUGUGAUGAAGGGAGCAGUCCUCUUAUAUCUGCUCUUUCUGAUGCCAGUAGUGCUGUCUAUUACAGUGCCUGUAUCACUGGAUAAAAUGGUUGAUUUAUCUCAGACAGUAUGUACCUCUGUGAAUACAAUUUGGUUCAUCUGAAUCACUGCUGUGCAUGAUAGGGAGAAAACAUACACCUUUGCUGGAGUUUUGACUUGGCCCAAUCAUUGUCAUGCAGUUCCCUCAUGGAUUUCCACUGUGAUUUGAAAAGUUCCAUUUGUUGUACAUGCGCUAACAAUUAUUGUAAAUAAAGUGUUAUUAUUAGUUUAUUCUUUUACAAAUGCUUGCUGUUGCUCGGGCAGCAUUGAGCUAAAAUGUGUUAACUGGAAAAAAAAACAUUACUGGUAUAGAUGAAGCUCACACCAUGUGCACAACAAUCACACACAAUAUCUUUUGUCGGAUUUUCUUUGGGGCCACGUUUUGAAUAUCAGCCACUGGCAAUUUUGCAUGGAGAAUCUUUCACAGCAGGUUUUUGGAUUUUCCUGAGCAACUGCAAAAUUAGCUACCACUGGUUUCUUGGCCAAUACAGAUGGCUUUAUGUUGUGAUGUGAAAAAUUGGGUCUAUGAGUGGGGGCAUUGGAUUAGAUUACAGGUGUGACAGUACAUUUGCAGGAAGAUUACACAAACCAAGUGCAUACUAUGGUCAUCAGGAAAACCUGUGAUGACUCUGAAGAAUAUCUCACGUUAUUUUGUGACACCUCAUCUCAGGAGUGGCCAAAUAUUCAUCUCCAAUGAACUGAAUGAAUUUAUCUGAAAAAUCAUGAAGCACAAUGAAGGACAAACUUGGUAGAUGGACAGAAAGAAACAAAGACUUGAUGGGAGAGACUUGAUCCAGCCUCCACAUACAGUAUAAUGGUGUUGGGAAACCCUUGGCCUCAGAAUCAGAGCAGACCACUGAUGUCUCCCACAAACUAUCAGGGUGCUUUACCAGUUUUUUUUUUCUGUCUGUGAUAAAUACUGUUCCCUCUCUAUCUCAGUCCAUUACAGGGGCCUCAUGUCAAACUCCAUGCCAAAUUCUGUAAGUUUUAAGUUGCCUCGUUUCUGGGCAAACAUGAUAUUUUGAAGUCCAUUCUUUUUGACCAGUGAAGCCUCUCUGCCCUAAUAAACAUAUCACCCGUUUCAACAAAGCUAAAACAACCCUUCAAUUUAAUUUCAGCAAAUUACAGAUAAUUAAAGACGCCGUCAUUAACGACAUCGGCUGCUCGCAGAUAUUGGCAGGAAGCCACUCGAAGUACAAAUGGUUCCACAUUAAAUGAUCCAAGUGCAGGAUAUUAUGAUUUUUUUGGAGACUUUGAUUUGAUGUAGCGAUACACAGUAGAUGCUAUCCCUCCUGGACAGUAUAUGAGGGAAAAACUGAGACUAUGAAAUGUUCUUUUGCACUGGGUUUUAUGUCUUAGCUGUAUAGAAGGAACACUACUUAUUACAAAUUAAAAAAAAAAGGUUCAUCAAUUUAAAAUGAUUUGUACAGAAAAUAUUCUGUGUUGUUGUUGUUGUUGUUGUUGUUCUUUUCUUGUCGUUGUUGUUGUGUAAUAGAUUAUUAUUUAUCUGGAAGGACUUAAUGUUGUGUUGCUAAAAGUGAAAUGAGACUGUGGUCACGUUUGUAAGACGAGUACAAAAGUGGAGUCAGGAAGCACUUAGCCUAGCUUAGCAUAAAUGAUAAUUACAGAGGGAGUUAUGUCCUGUAGUUACUGCUCCUGGUUGGCCAAUAAAUAAUUACUUUAAACUAUACCUCCACA